Phalaenopsis equestris is the source of this 2161-nucleotide messenger RNA. RefSeq names its product 9-cis-epoxycarotenoid dioxygenase, chloroplastic-like. The transcript has a single exon. The coding region runs from base 194 to 1975 and encodes 593 amino acids. Gene Ontology annotation, molecular function: carotenoid dioxygenase activity. The record is from RefSeq and is a predicted model, not a curated record. NCBI's taxonomy places the organism in Eukaryota, Viridiplantae, Streptophyta, Magnoliopsida, Asparagales, Orchidaceae. Gene Ontology annotation, biological process: carotene catabolic process. Gene Ontology annotation, cellular component: chloroplast stroma.
CAACACGUGGACUUCUAUUAGCUGGCCUGAUACGGCCUCCCCCUCCAUCACCUUUACCAGCAGACCUCUCGUCUCUCUCUCGGUCUUCCCAAAUCCCCAUCGCUCUUUAUAUAUUACUUCAAAUUCGAAAGCCUCCCUCCCCACCUUCACUGUCACCCGCUCACCCUGCUCGCUCUCUCCCUCUCUCUCUGCCAUGUCUUCUUCCAUUUCUGCAUCCAUCUCAUCCAACCCAACCCAGAAUCUCCAUCACCGUAAACGUCGCUGGACAUCUCCGUUCAUCAAACUCAAUCAUCCGAACUCCAUCACCAAACCACCCGGCCACCGCCGGAGUUUCCACCCAACCACCACCCAUUGCACUCUCUCCUCCCAUUCCCUCCUCGAACCUCCCCCAUCCCUCUACAAUCACCAUUCCCCGCCCUCCAAUCUAAAUCCCUUCCAGCUCGCCGCCGCCGCCGCACUCGACGCCGUCGAAGAUCGAUUCAUCUGCAACUUACUCGAACGCAAUCAUUCCCUUCCCAAAACCCUAGACCCCAACAUCCAGAUCGCCGGAAACUUCGCCCCCGUCGGCGAGACUCCCCCGCGGCACAACCUCCCUGUUUCCGGCCAAAUUCCUUCGUCUCUCAACGGCGUCUACCUUCGCAACGGCGCGAACCCCCUCUUCGCCCCCCGCGCAGGUCACCACCUGUUCGACGGCGACGGAAUGAUCCACGCCGUGAGGUUUCGCGACGGCCGCGCCUCCUACGCCUGCCGAUUUACGGAAACAGAGCGGCUUCGGCAAGAGCGAGCCAAGGGGCGCGCUAUCUUCCCGAAAGCGAUCGGCGAGCUUCACGGCCACUCGGGAAUCGCACGUCUGCUCCUUUUCUACGCGCGCGGGCUCUUCGGUCUCCUCGAUCCCUCCAGCGGCGUUGGUAACGCGAACGCCGGCUUAAUCUUCUUCAACAACCGCCUUCUCGCCAUGUCGGAAGAUGAUUUGCCCUACCAAGUUCGCGUCACUCGAGCCGGCGAUCUCGAGACGGUCGGACGGUACGAUUUCGAUGGACAGCUGAAAUCAUCCAUGAUCGCGCAUCCAAAGCUCGAUCCAAAAACAGGGGAAAUCUUCGUGCUCAGUUACGACGUAAUCAACAAACCCUAUUUAAAGUAUUUUAGCUUCUCCCCCACCGGGGAGAAAUCCGCCGACGUCGCAAUCCCGCUGGAUCAGCCCACGAUGACGCACGACUUCGCCAUUACCGAAAAUUUCGUCGUGGUGCCGAAUCAGCAGGUGGUGUUCAAGUUGCAGGAAAUGAUCCGGGGAGGCUCGCCGGUAGUUUUCGAUAAGGAGAAGACGGCGCAGUUUGGUGUUCUUCCGAAGCGCGCCGUUGAUGACUCCGAGAUGGCUUGGAUCGACGUCCCGGAUUGCUUCUGCUUCCAUUUCUGGAACGCGUGGGAAGAGACUGAAACAGAACAAAUCGUCGUCAUCGGUUCCUGCAUGACGCCGGCCGAUUCUGUCUUCAAUGAAUCAUCGGAGAACCUACGGAGCGAGCUCACCGAAAUCCGCCUCGAUCUAAAAACAGGGCAAUCGACUCGACGGCCUAUCGUCCGAUCAGCAGGGCAUGUCAAUCUCGAAGUCGGGAUGGUGAACCGCCACCAUCUUGGCCGGAGGACUCGAUACGCGUACCUCGCGAUAGCGGAGCCAUGGCCGAAAGUCUCCGGAUUCGCAAAGGUGGAUCUCGCCUCCGGCGAGAUGCAGAAAUUCGAGUACGGGGAAAUGAAGUUCGGCGGCGAGCCGUAUUUCGUGCCGGCGGAAGGGGAGGAGGAGGAGGAGGACGAAGGUUACGUGAUCGCGUUCGUGCACGACGAGCUAAAGUGCAAGUCGGAGCUGCUGAUAGUGAACGGGAAGGAGAUGAAAGUGGAGGCGGCGGUGAGGCUGCCGUCGCGAGUACCUUAUGGAUUCCAUGGAACCUUUGUGGGGGAAGGGGAAUUGGAGCUCCAGGUAUGAUCGAGAGCAGAUUCAUGUCAAUUUUGUAGUGCUGGAAGCCACCGGAGGGGUGGGCUGCAUUGUCCUGCUUCUGCUUCUGCUUCUGCUUCUGCUUCAGAAAGUAGGUACAUACAUAUCUACUCUAUAUUGUUCUGGUUUGUUUAGGUAUAUAAUGUGAAAUCUAGUAGUUUGGCUGUAGUGAUGUAG